This is a messenger RNA of Saccostrea cuccullata (small rock oyster), 509 nucleotides long. Its product is annotated as DDB1- and CUL4-associated factor 13-like. Gene Ontology annotation, cellular component: nucleolus; small-subunit processome. Gene Ontology annotation, biological process: maturation of SSU-rRNA from tricistronic rRNA transcript (SSU-rRNA, 5.8S rRNA, LSU-rRNA). NCBI's taxonomy places the organism in Eukaryota, Metazoa, Mollusca, Bivalvia, Ostreida, Ostreidae. The record is from RefSeq and is a predicted model, not a curated record. Gene Ontology annotation, molecular function: protein binding. The coding region runs from base 120 to 509 and encodes 129 amino acids. The transcript is spliced from 3 exons.
UUUUGGAAAACUCGUCACAAACUGUCAACAUGGCCAUGUGGAGUAGAUGUGUUUGUUUGAAAAACUGUUCUACGUUUGUGUAUUUACUGUAAACCAUAAUAUUGAUAAAAAGAACAGUCAUGAAGAUCAAAGUACUUAGUAGAAAUCCAGAUGAUUAUCUGCGUGAAACUAAAAGAGACAUCCAUAAAGUUCAAAGAAAUUACGAUCCCAAGUUGCACCCUUUUGAGGCACCUAGAGAAUAUGUGAGGGCUUUAAAUGCCACAAAAUUGGAAAGAGUUUUUGCCAAGCCAUUCAUAGGGGCUUUAGAUGGACAUAGAGAUGGUGUUAACUGUUUAUGUAAACACCCGACAUCACUGAGCUCUUUACUUUCUGGAGCUUGUGAUGGAGAAGUUAGAGUGUGGAACUUGGCAAAGAGAAAUUGUGUCACGACACUUCAAGCACAUGAAGGCAUUGUUCAAGGAAUGUGCUUUCAUCCAAAUGGGAGAAGCUUUUUCACAGUAAAAUUUUAA